Vigna umbellata (rice bean) is the source of this 1941-nucleotide messenger RNA. RefSeq lists its product as uncharacterized. Gene Ontology annotation, cellular component: cytoplasm. Lineage: Eukaryota; Viridiplantae; Streptophyta; Magnoliopsida; Fabales; Fabaceae. The record is from RefSeq and is a predicted model, not a curated record.
GAAUAAUUGGAUUCAUGGGACGUGGAUGCGAUUCCAUUUACAUUCAUGCGCAUCAUAUCACAUCGCACUAUAAAAUCAAAUCACAUGCCUUGCUUGUCUCGCCAUACAUACACAUACAUACACAUCCACCGACCAUGAUCACCGUGGGCAAAAUCCACAAUUCAUAAACCUUCUCCGCUUUCCUCAGAAUAUUGCGUAACCACACCGUCAUGAACUUUUUCAAGUCCGUCUUCUCCGACGAACCCGAAUCACCGCCGCCUGGAUCGCCGCUACCCGAAUCGUCGCCAACUGAAUCGGAAGGCCCCGAUCCACCGCAGAGCAACGCCGUGUGGAGCUUCGGCGACCUCAUCCAAACCCUCGCCUCCAAAUCGGAGUCCGUCCUCGAGAACUACCGUCGCGAUUUCGAGGAAUUCGGCUCGGGGCUCAGGAAGGAGACGGCGGUGAUACGCGAAGCUGCCUCGCGUGCCGUGAAGGACCUUCCGACGUCGCUCGACGUUGGCGCAGCGGUGGCGCAGGAGUCGCUCGAGUCCGUUGGCCAAGCCAUUGACGACAUCGGCAGCACCGUUUGGAAUUCGACGGCGCAGAUUAUCUCUCACGGUAGGGACUCGUUUUUAGCCUCUGAUUCCGAUUCAUUCGAUUCGAUUAAUUACGACAGUAAUAAUAGCAAUGCUGGCAAGAAACUGUUGAGUGUUGGUAGUAGUGAUCGGGGUUUGGAUUUGAAACGGUAUAGAAGGUUUGAUAAUCUGGUGCAGGCGCUUCAGUGUGAUGUGAAUAGCUAUUUGGAGGAUCCUGAGGAUUUAGAGAAAUUCAGUGACUGGAAAUUAGGGUUUGAGUUGGACAAGAAGGAGGAGGAGAUUAGGGAUUUGUUUGAAGAGAGUGGGGCUGUUGAGGAGAUUUAUGAGAAGGUUGUACCUAGUAAGACUGAUCACGAGAGUUUCUGGAGCAGAUAUUUUUAUAGGCUUCAUAAGCUGAAGCAAGCCGAGUAUGCGAGAGCUAAGCUCGUGAAGAGUGCAAUUUCCGGAAAUGAGGAAGAGGAUUUGAGGUGGGAUUUUGAUGAUGAAGACGAAGAUGAAGAUGGCAAUAAUGGGUAUGAGCCUUUACGUAAUACCAGUAGGGUUUCAUUGGCGAAAGAGGGAAACUCUGCUGAUGUUGGUGGUGCUGACACUGUUCAGUCUAGUAAGAAGGAUUUAGAGAUAGAAGAAGAGGAUGAUGGGAAGGGUGUUGAGAAUAUUCAAGCUGAGAAGAAGGCUUUGAAUAUAGAGGAAGAGGACGGUGGGAAGGGUGUUUCUCCUGAAUCCAAAACUGGUGUUGAUGAUAAAUUGGAGGAGGGGAAAUAUAAAGAAAAAGUUGCAUCUAGUUUUCCUGAACAUGAAAGUGGCAGUGGGGACAACUUGGAUGCCAAAUGCGAAGAGAAAGAGCCAUCCGAAGGUAAGGCAGAUAAUGAUAACAGUGGAUCGUGCAAAGACAGUGAUAUUUCAGUUGUUUCAAGCCAGCUUUCAAUGCCUGGAGAAGAAGAGAUUGGCUGGGAUGAAAUUGAGGAUAUUGAAAGCAAUGAUGAGAAUAAAGGGGAUGCUGUUGGGUCCGCAAGUAGGAUUCAUUUGCAGAAGAGGUUGAGUGUGAUAGAGCAAGAUGAGGAGGAUCUUAGUUGGGACAUUGAAGAUGAAGAGGAGGCAGUCAAAUCAUAAGCAGAUUCUGGAUUCGGGAAUUCAGAUCAUUAGUUGCUUUAAUUUUAAACUCAGAUUGCAUAUCAAGUGCAUAAUUCUUUUCUUAUAGCUUUACAAUGUAAAUAAAUUGUUUUUAUGUCUUACACCAGUUGUAAGUUCUUGUGGGUUCGUCAUCCUCUUUGAGGAAGGUUCUUGCACCAUAUUCGGUGCAUAUUUUUAAGGGAAGGCUUGUUCAGUUAUUUUCUGUUCCCAUUUUACAAGGAUAACAUAAUCGGCU